Telopea speciosissima is the source of this 1128-nucleotide messenger RNA. RefSeq lists its product as uncharacterized. NCBI's taxonomy places the organism in Eukaryota, Viridiplantae, Streptophyta, Magnoliopsida, Proteales, Proteaceae. The transcript has a single exon. The coding region runs from base 1 to 1128 and encodes 375 amino acids. The record is from RefSeq and is a predicted model, not a curated record.
AUGGCUUCAGCAACAACGAUCACCACCACAACAACGACGAUUAAUAAGCCAGCUUCUCAAUCCACGCCCAGACGAGUUUGUUUCUCCUUCGCAGCCUAUGCCAAGAACGUGAUCGAUCACCUCAAGAAAUGCAAAAUUCCUAUCUCCGAUGGUCUCACCGACGAAGAAUUCUCAUCGAUCGAGACCACCUUCCGCUUCACUUUCCCUCCCGAUCUCCGUUCUAUCCUUCGCGAAGGACUUCCAGUGGGUCCCGGUUUCCCCAACUGGCGAUCAGAUUCGCCUCAGCAGUUACAGAUUCUCAUGAAUCUCCCCCUCAUGGGACUCCAACAAGAAAUUAUCAAAAACAAAUUUUGGUGUCCUUCUUGGGGAGAUGAACCUCCAAACCCUAAGGAAGCCUUAAUUAUGGCCAAACGUCUCAUGAAGAAAGCUCCUCUUCUCGUUCCCAUUUAUAGACAAUACUACAUUCCUUCACACCCCAAUCUUGCCGGAAAUCCGGUCUUUUUCGUGCAACGUAUAGAAUUCUAUUACUCAGGUUGCGACGUUGCCGGUUUUUUCCAAAACGUUGAAUUCCGUCGGAAAAGCACAGUUCCGAGACUAUUUGACUUGUCAGAAUCGUCUACGACGAUGGAAGCUCCGGCAUGGGCGGCGAAAGCCGCUAGGAGGAUCGAAUUCUGGUCUGACUUGGUGGAGAGUGGCGGCGGCGGCGGUGGCGGUGGCGGUGGCGGUGGGAGUAGUAGGAAGAAGAGAGAGGCGGCGAAGUUGAAUAGUUUUUUGGGAGAGAUGAGCCGGAAACUCAAGGAAGGUGGAUGGCGGGUGGAAGAGGUGAAAGAGAUGAUGAUGAUGACAAAUGAUUCAAUGGACGGUCAGGAUGAUGAGAAUAGAAGUCAAUUGGUGUUGGCAAAUCCAGCGAAUCUAACGAAGCACAUGCGUUUAUUGUCGCUAACGUUGCUUCGAGCCGGUUGGACCAUUGAUGACGUGUCCUACUCUCUUGGCUUGCCUCCAGACGACCGGUUCUCCUCCUCUUCUUCUGUUUCUCCUCCUGAUGCUCAAAUCUCAACCGUCAACAACAAUGUGAUCAGACGGAGAAGAAGAACUACAGAAUCUACACACAAACACAGUGUACAAUGA